AGCGUUUGAGGAACGUGACAGCCAGAGGCGGCGCACGUUAUGCAAAAGGCAGUUAAACGCCUACCACGUGUGAGACGCCUAUUGGCGCAUCAGAGACACGCGUACUGCGUUUAAUACGGUCAUUUUGGUUUUGUUUCUUUCGUAACCGUUCCCUUUGCCAUUUUCAUUUCAUUACUUGUGUAAGUUCAACGAGUUUCUCUGCAGCACCACAUCUGGGUUUUGAAGAACAGAGUAUAAGGUCAUCACUUUGCACCGCAUCCACCAUCAUUCAAAAGGUAAAAAUGGAUUUCUCUAGAGAAUUGAGAGAGCUACGGGGUAACUAGAGUAGGGAAGAAGAAGAGGUGGUGAUUGCCGCGGAACCCAUCGCGAUGAUAGUACCACCGGAGUUGCAGGAUUUGCCGGAGAUCUUAACGUCAGAGAGCAGCGCCAGUUCAAACGCCAGAGAUAAUAGCGACGGCCACCGCGAUUCACCGUCCAGCAGCUCGUCCCUUGGGAAUCAUGAGCCAGAACCGGAGAACGUGGGUGGUAUCGAACAAGGUGUGCCCGUGGCUGGGGAAUGGGAGGAUAGGGUACUCCCGGGCAGACUGAGCAACAUACGCAAAGCUCCCAAGGAUCUGCCAGCCGGGUUUAAAUUCAGGGCGUCACUUCAUCACGAAGUAGCGGACUGCGCGCCCUCAAUAAGUGGGUAUAGAAGGCUGGAGGAGAUGAUACAGGAGUACCACAUCCCGAGGACUAUAUUGGUGCGAACUGGCGGGCAGAACGAGAGGGCUUGCUCGGUGUCGCGGACGGGCUGGAUACCCGUAUAUGCAGAUCAUUUUGACGCCGGUCUGCGAUUUCCACUACCCGGGCUGGUGUUCGACCUGCUGGCCGACUACAAGCUGGCUCUGACGCAGCUGACGCCCAACAGCAUAAGGUUCAUCGUGGGCUUUAUGCUGUUGUGUGCAAGACUGGAGGUACCGGCCAAGGCGAUAGUGUUCAGGUUGCUGUUCCAGUGUCGGCUGUGUCCAAACUCAGGAGGGGCGAGAUGGUACUACCUCUCUGGGAGGGAUAAGAGCCAGCUCUUCAAGAACGGUCAGCAACGACCUCGCUGCCCGUCUGUCGGACUGGCGUACACCACACGCGCAUGUAAAUUAUCCCCAGCUGCUGCCACGGGACAUAGACCUCAAAAACCGGCUGCUAGAGCACGCGAGGCGCAAAAAUUUAGUAGAUCUAGAAGCGCUGGUUACCCCGGAGCUGCUCGCCGUGUUUGGGUUUGUCGACGCGGCAAACCUGUUCACAAAAGGUAGAUUUUUCUCAUAUGGUAGGCA
Rubroshorea leprosula is the source of this 1307-nucleotide messenger RNA. The record is from the annotation of a GenBank genome assembly. Lineage: Eukaryota; Viridiplantae; Streptophyta; Magnoliopsida; Malvales; Dipterocarpaceae.